AUGUUUGCACGCAUCGCACACCUCCUUCAGUUCACUGCAUUCCAGAGUUGCGCCUACGGCAGCCGUCGUCCGAAGUGGACGGCCAUUGCGUAUACCCGGGGUGCGUUUGACUGCAUCUGCAAGUCCUGCCCUGGGCAGUCUUGCGCUCAACGUCACCUGCCGUGGGGGGUGGCGCCCGAGGCGCCUAACGGCUUCUCUACAUCGUUGGAAGCUGCGUAUCCGCUGCCACUGGCGCGUGCCCUCGCCCAUGCGUUCUUCCAGGCUUGCCCGCCCAAGCCGCCCUCACCUGCCGGGCUCCAGUUAUCUCUUGUCCGUGGCCAGGUCGGGAGUCAGCCAAAGGCCUCUGUGACGGGGCCCCGCGUGCCUGAGCAUGCUCGCAUUUUGCGAGUACGGGUCCCCCCUUCUGUCUCCUGUCCGGUGUCCCUGCGUGCCCGCCUUAAGGAUCCCUGGCCCCUACCCCACGUGGCCGUCUGCCCCGAGCGCUCGGUGCCUGCCGACGCCCAGCUGCUGCAAAUAGUCCCGGUUAAGCAGGGGAGUUCGAGCGCUGGUUCUGGAAACAAAGUUUGUGGUGCUGAUGCGGAGCUCUGGAACGAGCUUGUUUGGGGUAUCCCUUUCUCCCCGGAACAGUUUGUCCGCGAGGCGGUUAAAGCCGGCCAUCCCAGAACCCUAGAGGUCUCCCUGCCUCAAGUCCUCAAAGAUGCUGUGUGCACCCAUGCCUCGUUGUCCGAGUCGGAGUUGUGCGGGUUGAGAGCGCGCCAGUUUGCUAAGUGGCUUAAGCUUGCGCAGGACCUCAGGAGCGAGGAAGAAGCGCUGAAGGCCUCUAUGCAUAAACAGGUCGCUACGAUCCUAAAGCCCAAACGUCUCCUCUUGUGGAAGGCGAUGAUGGUUGAGGCUUCCUACGACGAUGUGUCCAUCUUCGAUGAAGUAAUCUCGGGUACUAACCUGGGAGGCCCGGUGCCCGAUACAGGCGUGUUUGCCCCGAAGUUCAAGCCGGCGUCAGUCACCGUUGACCAACUCAAAAGAGAUGCGCCCACCUCUAGGGCGGCUCUUUUGUCCACCAUCAAGUCUCAAGGGGAGGCUCUGGAUCGCGAGGUCCAGACGAAAACUCUCGAGGAGCGUGACAGGGGCUGGCUGUCAGGUCCCAUAGAGGUGGAUCAGCUGCCACCUGAUGCCAUAGUGUCACGACGGUUCGGGAUCGAGCAGGAUGGGAAAAUCAGAUUGAUUGACGACUUCUCGGGGUCGGGAGUCAACAGCUCCGUGGAGACGUCGGAGACCGUGCGCCCCCAGACCGUCGACGUCAUCGCAGGCUUGUGCCUGUCUCUGAUGCGAGCGCAACCAGGGUGUAGUCUCAAGGGAAGGUUCUAUGACCUGGUUAGUGCCUACAGGCAGCUGGCUUUGGACCCUGCAGGGGCCUGGGCUUCGUACAUUGGGCUGUGGGAUCCUGAUCUGAAGAGGGUAGUGGUGUUUCAGCUGCACGCACUCCCUUUCGGGGCAGUCAAGUCAGUGUCGACUUUUCUGAGGACCGUUAACUCGGUAUGGCACCUUGGCGCAUUCUUCUUCGCCCUUUGCUGGUCCCACUACUUUGACGACUUCGUGUCGGUUGCUAGAGGCUCGCAGGUGGCUAAUGUGCACCAAACAAUCACCUUGCUCUUCGCCCUGUUGGGUUGGGACCUGGCCCAAGGUGGGAAAAAGGAUGUGCCGUUUGCGGAAACCUUUUGUGCGUUAGGGGUUGACAUAGUGCUGUCGAGCGCCCACUUGGGUCGUGUGACCAUUUGCAACACGGAAAAGAGAGUUCAGCUCCUCGUAGAGACUAUGAAGCAGGCCCAGAAAGACCGACGCAUGAGUGCGCCUCAAGCACUCAAGCUAAGGGGUAAGCUCCAGUUUGCAAGUGGACAGCUGUUCGGGCGUCAAAGCAAGUUUUGCAUGCAGCAGCUUUCUGAUUACGCCCAUGGGGGUGCCCCUCCUGAUCUGCCGACGGAGUGCAUUGAUACUUUCACCUCGCUGGUCGACAUGUUGGACAGUGGACGCCCUAGGCUAGUCCAAGUCAACAAACAGCAAACCUGGUAUGUCUUCACUGAUGCAUCCUAUUCGAAGGAUGACCCCGUGCUGCCUUGUGGUGUUGGUGGUCUCUUGUUUGAUGAUAAGGGUGUGUUGGUUGCUGGUUUCUCCCACGCCCUUGACAGUGACGUCCGGAAGCUCCUGGGUGAGAUCAACAAAGACACGAUCAUAAUGGAGGCUGAGUUUGUUGCGGUGCUGCUUGCGUUCCGUCUUUGGGGCAAAAGGGUUGCGAACUCACCUGUUGUGGCUUUCAUCGACAACAACUCCGUCAGGGACAUUUUGAUCUCAUGCAGGGGCAGGUCCCCUACUGUGAAAAGCCUGCUUAAAAUGUUCGUGAGCUUGGAGGUGGAGUGUGAGUUCAUCCCUUGGUUCUCACGCGUUCCUUCCCCAUCAAACUGUGCGGAUCUCCCGUCGAAGCCCCCGGCUCAAGUCGUUUUCGUGUGCUCGUCUUAG
Messenger RNA from Symbiodinium natans, 2511 nucleotides. The record is from the annotation of a GenBank genome assembly. NCBI's taxonomy places the organism in Eukaryota, Dinophyceae, Suessiales, Symbiodiniaceae.